Molecule: messenger RNA, 3331 nt
Organism: Cucurbita pepo subsp. pepo (vegetable marrow)
Lineage: Eukaryota; Viridiplantae; Streptophyta; Magnoliopsida; Cucurbitales; Cucurbitaceae
Product: putative LRR receptor-like serine/threonine-protein kinase At1g53440
Biological process (GO): protein phosphorylation
Molecular function (GO): protein kinase activity; protein binding; ATP binding
Source: RefSeq, a predicted model, not a curated record
UUAAUCCUCUUCUUUGUUGCCUCUGUUUCCCUGCUGUUCUCAUUGUCUUGUUUUUAGUUUUAGUAAUCUGGGACAUGGAUUUUUGUGCUUGGGCAUUGAGGAGUGUUCGUGUUCGUGUUCGUGUUCAUGUUCUUGUCAGUGGGUUGCUGCUUUUCAGCUACAUCUUGGAGUUUGGAACCGAUGCCCAACUUUUACCUGAACAAGAAGUGAGAGCCCUUCAAGAAAUAUCUGCUAAGCUAAAGAACUUAAAUUGGAAGGUUCACCAAAAUUCUUGCAUCAAUGGCGACGGCUUUUUCAAUGUAUUUACCAACUUUACUCAUAUGAGAGAGGUCAACUGCACUUGUAAUACAACUUGCAGAGUCACCAGCAUACGGCUGAAGGGUCUCAAUCUAGUUGGAAAUCUACCUGUAGCAUUUGCAAAUCUAACUCAACUACGAGUGUUAGAUCUCACUUACAAUCUUAUAUCUGGAUCAAUUCCUAGGGAAUUUGCUCGCAUUCCUCUUGUUACUUUUGCCAUGAUAGGAAACCAACUUAGUGGUCAGAUUCCUCCAGAAAUUGGAGAUAUUACUUCACUUGAAGAACUGGUUUUGGCAGACAAUCAAAUUGGAGGAAAUCUUCCUGCAAGUCUUGGAAAACUAAGCCGCUUGAGUAGAAUACUUCUUUCUUCCAAUAACAUCACCGGGGCAAUCCCAAAAUCUUUUGGAAACUUGAGGAACUUGACUGAAUUUCGGAUGGAUGGGACUAACAUAUCAGGGAAGAUACCUGAUUUUAUUGGCAACUGGACCAAUCUUAAAAUUCUCUAUCUUCAAGGCACUUCAUUGGAGAACCCCAUUCCUGCUGCCAUAUCCGAGUUGAAACACUUAACCGACCUGAUAAUAAGUGAUUUGCAGGGACCUCAGAUAAGUUUCCCCAAUCUGACUCAAAUGACAUCUUUACAAACAUUGAUCUUAAGAAAUUGCUUAAUCGAGGGUCGUAUCCCUGAAUAUAUCGGACAGUUUAACGUUUUAAGAAUAUUAGAUCUAAGCUUCAACAGAUUAAGUGGUUCAAUUCCAAAGACAUUUGAAAAUCUUUUGUUGGUCCAUAAAGUUCAGUUCAUGUUUCUGACUAACAACUCCUUAAGCGGCCAAGUACCGGAAUGGAUCGUGAACGCUGGCAACAGUGGAAGGAACAUAGAUUUAUCUUACAACAAUUUUACAGAGUUGCCGAACUUCAGUUGUACACAGUCUAAUAGUGUGAACUUGAUUGCUAGUUCAGCCACUAGGAAUGGAAAUGAUGAUUGGUGCUUGAUGAAGGAUCUCCCUUGCCCUACAGAGAAUCGAUUUCAUUCGUUGUUCAUUAAUUGUGGAGGACGAAGCAUGGAGUUGAAUGGCAGUGAAUACAAAGCGGAUGAUACUCAGGGUGGUUCAUCAUCGGCUAGAUUCUUUUCUUCAGCAGAAAGAUGGGGUUACAGUAGUACUGGUCUGUACUUGAGAAAUGAACAUCUUCCUUACAUAGUAUCAACUUCAAAUAGCAAUGGCAGAGCUGCUUCAAGCAUCUAUGCAACAGCUCGACUCUCACCACUUUCUCUCAAAUAUUAUGGAUUUUGCAUGAGAAAUGGAAGUUACAAUGUGAAGCUUCACUUUGCUGAGAUUAUGUUUACCGCAGACCAGACUUAUACCAGCUUGGGGAGACGCAUAUUUGAUAUCUCAAUUCAAGGAAACUUGAUUAGAAAAGAUUUUAACAUAAUGGAGAAUGCUGGAGGUGUUGGUAAGAGCUUUAUCUUGGAAGAGCCUAAUAUUGUAGUGAAUGGAAGCACUCUUGAGAUCCACUUAUAUUGGGCUGGUAAAGGAACAGAUUCCAUUCCAGUGAUAGGGGUGUAUGGACCUCUAAUAUCUGCAAUCACUGUGACACCAAACUUUGAUGUGGGCACUAAUGUGGAAAAUGAAACUAGAGGGCUAUCAGCUGGAGCUAUUGCUGGCAUUGUUAUCGGUAUUUUCUUGUUCGUCGUUUUUGUAUUGGCUGUUCUUCGAUGGAAGGGUUACUUAGGUCGAAAGGAAGCGGAAGACGAUGAACUUCGGGAUCUAAAAUUACAGACAGGUUAUUUCAGUUUAAGACAAAUCAAAGCAGCCACCAACAACUUCGACUUGACACAUAAGAUAGGCGAGGGAGGCUUUGGUCCUGUCUACAAGGGCGUUCUGUCGGAUGGCACUUCAAUUGCUGUAAAGCAGCUAUCCUCUAAAUCAAAGCAAGGGAACCGUGAAUUCAUCACUGAAAUCGGCAUGAUAUCAGCGCUACAACAUCCGAAUCUCGUAAAGCUCUACGGUUGUUGUAUUGAAGGAAGCCAAUUAAUGCUUAUAUAUGAGUAUCUAGAGAACAAUAAUCUUGCUCGUGCCUUAUUUGACCCUGAGAAGCACUCACUCCAUUUGGAUUGGCCAAUAAGAAUGAAGAUUUGCUUGGGAAUAGCAAAGGGGUUGGCUUACCUUCAUGAAGAAUCUUUACUGAAAGUUGUUCAUAGAGAUAUAAAAGCCACCAACGUGCUACUUGAUAAAAGCCUAAAUGCUAAGAUUUCUGACUUUGGAUUGGCUAAGCUUCAUGAAGAGGAGAACACCCAUAUCAUCACAAGAAUUGCAGGCACAAUUGGAUACAUGGCGCCUGAGUACGCAACGAGGGGUUAUCUAACUCAUAAAGCUGAUGUUUAUAGCUUUGGUGUCGUGGCUUUAGAGAUUGUUAGCGGGAAAAGUAACACGAGUUGCAUGCCAAAAGAGGAGUUUGUUUUUCUUCUUGACUGGGCUUUCGUUCUACAAGAGGAAGGGAACUUAUUAGAACUCGUGGACCCGAAUCUUGGCUCAGAUUACUCGAAAGAGGAGGUCGUGAGAAUGCUUCAUAUAGCUCUCUUAUGCACAAACCUGUCUCCAAGUCUUAGACCAACCAUGUCUUCCGUGGUUAGUAUGCUUGAAGGUAAAAUCCCUGUCGAAGUAAGGAACAUGAAGCGCAACACAAGUGAGCGUGAUGCGAGGUUCAAAGCCUUUGAGAAGCUGUCACGGGACAGCCUAACAAGCAUUUCUGCAUCGUCACAAUCCAUUGUUCAGAUGCCAAGAAGCAUGUCAUUCGACGGGAUAUACGUUGGCUCAUCGUCUUCGUCUACUCGAAACAAGGAUGAGACUCGAAAGUAUUCUUCAACUAGAAGUCUCCUUGAAGAUUGAGUCAUUUCAAAGGAUCAAUCAGACACCAAGUUAGCUGCGCUGCUGUUGUGGCUCAACUUUUGUGCCAAAUAAAGUGAACAAAUGGGCUCUCAAAACAAUGGUUUCUUAUUGCAAAGCCAUCAUUCCUAUCUCAUAAUCUUCUCUUAACA